Molecule: messenger RNA, 2216 nt
Organism: Elaeis guineensis (African oil palm)
Lineage: Eukaryota; Viridiplantae; Streptophyta; Magnoliopsida; Arecales; Arecaceae
Product: protein NRT1/ PTR FAMILY 8.3
Biological process (GO): oligopeptide transport; transmembrane transport
Cellular component (GO): membrane
Molecular function (GO): transmembrane transporter activity
Source: RefSeq, a predicted model, not a curated record
AAAAACGAUUGGCUAAAGGCUGCCCUCUACUUUUUAACUGUGGAUGCUCGGUCUUCAAUCUGCUCUCACCCCGUCAGCGGAAGAAUACCACUCCCAGCUUGGUCGGGUCUACCACGCCGUCCUUCCCGGCGAGCUAGUCUCUCGAUGAUUAACUCGUUAUUACAAAAUCCCUUCGAAUCCCUAAUUCACUAGCCUUUUAUUGCGUAAUCUCCCCUCUCUCUUUCGGCUUUCGAUCCAUGGGAUCUCAGGAGGAAGAUCAGCGAUCGCUCUUGGAAGACGGCCUCCUAUCGGAAGAGAAUCGAAAUAACGGACCGUACACAGGAGAUGGAUCAGUUGACAUACAUGGACAUCCUGUAGUGAAGAAUGGCACAGGCAAUUGGAGAGCGUGCCCUUUCAUCUUAGGGACUGAAUGUUGUGAACGUUUGGCCUACUACGGAAUAGCAACCAAUCUUGUCACUUACCUCACCGGAAAACUACAUGAAGGAAAUGUCUCUGCUGCAAGAAAUGUCACCACUUGGCAAGGAACUUGCUACAUCACCCCCUUGAUUGGAGCAAUAUUGGCAGAUGCAUACUGGGGAAGGUACUGGACUAUAGCAGUCUUCUCAACAAUAUACUUUAUUGGAAUGGGUACAUUGACUCUUUCGGCAUCGGUUCCUGGCUUUAGGCCUUCAUCCUGUGUGAAAUCUGUUUGCCCAGAAGCAAAUCCAGCUCAAUAUGCUAUUUUCUUUCUUGGUCUUUAUCUGAUUGCAUUAGGGACUGGAGGAAUCAAACCUUGUGUCUCUUCCUUUGGUGCUGAUCAAUUUGAUGACACCGAUUCAGCAGAGAGAGUGAAGAAAGGGUCCUUCUUUAAUUGGUUUUAUUUCUCUGUGAAUAUUGGUGCUCUCAUAUCCAGCAGUUUUCUUGUGUGGGUGCAAGACAACUAUGGGUGGGGUUUGGGCUUUGGUAUUCCUACAUUGUUCAUGGCCCUAGCCAUUAUAAGUUUUUUCUCAGGCACCACACUCUAUAGAUUUCAAAAACCAGGGGGAAGCCCUAUUACAAGAGUGUGCCAGGUGGCUGUAGCUUCUCUUCGUAAAUGGAAGUUAGAUGUCCCUUAUGAUAGUUCUCUCCUAUAUGAACUACCAGAAAAAACAUCAGCAAUUGAAGGGAGUAGAAAAUUGGAGCACACUGACGAACUUAAGUUUCUUGACAAGGCUGCUACUGUGUCAGAUCUUGAUUUGAAGACUGAAAGUUUCUCCAAUCCCUGGAGGCUCUGCACAGUCACUCAGGUGGAAGAACUGAAGAUACUUGUACGGAUGUUCCCCAUCUGGGCCACUACCAUUGUUUUUUCGGCAGUCUAUGCACAGAUUUCCACCAUGUUUGUGGAACAAGGGAUGGUUCUAGAUACAACGAUUGGCUCAUUCACCAUUCCCCCUGCAUCUCUAGCAACCUUUGAUGUGAUCAGUGUUAUCGUAUGGGUUCCAGUCUAUGAUAGGAUUCUUGUUCCAAUAGUAAGGAGGUUCACGGGCAAGGAGAGAGGUUUUUCAGAACUACAGAGGAUGGGCAUUGGAUUGUUCAUAUCGAUUUUAGCCAUGACAGCAGCAGCACUGGUGGAGAUAAAACGUUUGGACAUUGUGAGGGCUGAGCAUUUGGAGCACCAAGAAGUGGCAGUUCCAUUGAGCAUUUUCUGGCAGAUACCUCAAUACUUCUUGGUUGGAGCAGCAGAAGUAUUUACAUUCAUUGGGCAGCUUGAGUUUUUCUAUGAUCAGUCUCCUGAUGCCAUGCGAAGUCUCUGUAGUGCGCUUUCACUUCUCACAACCGCACUGGGGAACUACCUAAGCUCUCUGAUUCUGACAAUUGUGACAUAUAUAACAACUCGAGGAGGAAAGACUGGAUGGAUUCCUGACAACUUAAAUGAAGGGCAUCUUGAUUAUUUCUUCUGGCUUUUAGCUGGACUCAGUUUUCUGAACUUUCUGGUUUAUGCUUUCUGCGCAAUUAAAUAUAAAAGCAAGAAGGCUUCUUGAGUUCCAACUUGAAUGUUUGUUCCAAUGUAAUCUCAGAACAUUCUCUAGCCUGGUGUACAGUUGUUAUGUCAUUCAUGGUUCCAUCAAAUCCUUUAGUGUUGUAGUAGCAUAUUUCCUUUAUAUGCUUUGGUUGAGACAGUUGUACUUAUGUAAUUAACAUGUAAUAGAAAAUAAUAACUCUCUCACAAGAAAAAUAAUAAUUUGGUAUUUCUUCCA